Molecule: messenger RNA, 2753 nt
Organism: Nyctereutes procyonoides (raccoon dog)
Lineage: Eukaryota; Metazoa; Chordata; Mammalia; Carnivora; Canidae
Product: zinc finger protein 383
Exons: 5
Coding region: 341-1768 (475 amino acids)
Biological process (GO): regulation of DNA-templated transcription
Source: RefSeq, a predicted model, not a curated record
GGCAGGGCCCAUGGAGGAAGCUUAUCUCCAGGGAGUGUGGGAUGUCUCCUGUGGGAACCUGACUCGGAGACUGCUCUUGGAUCUAGAAGACCCUCUGCAGCGAUCUGGAGAAGGGAGCAGGGAUAUCGGCUCAGCUUAGGUUUAUACGCCAGCAGGAAAUCGAAGCGCCAGGCGCCAUCUUGUCCGGGCCGACCUGCUUCCUGACUACAUUUCCCAGAGGCCCCCGGGGGAGCAGGGCCGUUCCUUCACUCGCCUGCUUGAUUCUCGGCCUCCCGGCAAGGGGAAUUACAAGGAAAACAGCCCCAAGGAGGACUGAUCAUUUCCUGCAAUACUGAAAGCCAUGGCCCAGGGAUCAGUGAUGUUCAGUGAUGUGUCUAUAGACUUCUCACAGGAGGAGUGGGAGUGCCUGGACCCUGGUCAGAGAGACUUGUACAGAGAUGUGAUGUUGGAGAACUAUAGCAAUCUGCUGUCAAUGGGACUUUACAUUCCUAAGCCUCAAGUUAUCUCCUUACUGGAACAAGGAAAAGAGCCCUGGAUGGUUGGCAGAGAGCUGACAAGAGGCCUGUGUUCAGAUCUGGAAUCAAUGUGUGAAACCAAGUUACUAUCUCUGAAGAAGGAAGUUUAUGAAAUAGAAUCAUGCCAGAGGGAGAUAAUGGGACUUACAAAGCAUGGCCUUGAGUACUCCAGUUUUAGAGACAUUUUGGAAUAUAGAAACCACUUUGAAAAACAACUGGGAUAUCAAAGUGGGCAUUUCAACCAAGAAAUAUUCUCUCAUGAAUACAUGCCCACAUUUAUUCAACAGACAUUCUUUACUUUGCAUCAGAUAAUUAACAAUGAAGAGAAACCCUAUGAAUGUAAGAAAUGUGGAAAGGUCUUUAGUCAGAAUGCACAAUUUAUUCAACAUCAGAGAAUUCAUAUUGGUGAAAAAUCUUAUGAAUGUAAGGAGUGUGGGAAAUUCUUUAGUUGUGGCUCCCAUGUUACUCGACAUCUGAAAAUUCACACUGGUGAAAAACCCUUUGAAUGUAAGGAAUGUGGCAAAGCCUUCAGUUGUAGCUCAUACCUUUCUCAACAUCAGAGAAUUCAUACUGGUAAGAAACCCUAUGAAUGUAAGGAAUGUGGGAAAGCCUUUAGUUAUUGCUCAAAUCUUAUUGACCAUCAGAGAAUUCACACUGGUGAAAAACCUUACGAAUGUAAAGUAUGUGGAAAAGCCUUUACUAAGAGCUCACAACUUUUUCAACAUGUGAGAAUUCAUACAGGUGAGAAACCCUAUGAAUGUAAAGAAUGUGGCAAAGCUUUUACUCAGAGCUCAAAGCUUGUUCAGCAUCAGAGAAUUCAUACUGGUGAAAAACCCUAUGAGUGCAAGGAAUGUGGCAAAGCUUUUAGUAGUGGCUCAGCACUUACUAAUCAUCAAAGAAUUCACACUGGGGAGAAGCCCUAUGAUUGUAAGGAAUGUGGGAAAGCUUUUACUCAGAGCUCACAACUUCGUCAACAUCAGAGAAUCCAUGCUGGUGAGAAACCCUUUGAAUGUCUUGAAUGUGGGAAGGCCUUUACCCAGAACUCACAACUUUUUCAACAUCAGAGAAUUCAUACAGAUGAAAAACCAUAUGAAUGUAAUGAAUGUGGAAAGGCCUUUAAUAAAUGCUCAAACCUUACACGACAUCUGAGAAUUCAUACUGGUGAGAAACCGUAUAACUGUAAGGAAUGUGGGAAGGCAUUUAGUAGCGGCUCAGAUCUCAUUCGUCAUCAGGGAAUUCAUACUGAUGAAUAAUAAAAGUUAAAGCUUUUGUCACCUUUAAACAAAAAAAAUAAUUUGAUAGUUACUCUUUCACUUUUUUUUUAAAUUUUAUUUUACAUUUCUUUUUAAUUCAAAUGUAUUUCACUCUAAGUUAUGAAUUAAGAUUCUAAGUUGACAUUUGCCCACCCCCUGUUCCCCAGUCUUGGGCAGUUGUUCAAUAAUUCUUUUCUUCUCCAUUUGUUUGUUUUACCUUUUUGGUGAGACAUUAUUGUUUAUAUUUGCUUGUAUUUUUCUUCUCUGAUCUAUAUAUUUGUGCUUACAUCAAUAUUGUACUGUUUAACCUUGUAUUUUUUUAAUUGUAGAAUUAUAACCUUGUUUUUGAAGUCAGUAAUAAUUUUUUGUUUCAUUUCACAAAUUUGUGUUUUCAGAAAAUCAGGAAACCAGAAACUAAAAAGCCAAGAUUAUCAGUAAUCAUAGCAACUAUCAAUGAUUACUCUUAAGUUAGUAGAGCAAAUCCUACCAGACUUUGUUUUCAAAGUCAUAGUAUGCAUGUUAUUCCUUUGCCUGUUUUGAUCAUGCCAAAAUAUAUGGUUGCCAUUUCAGUAAAUACAGAUUUUUUUUUUAAUGACUUCUAUAUACUUAAUGGCUUUUUAAAAUGACUUUAUUACUUGUGUUUUGUUUGCAUCUAAGCAUUUGCAGUUAUUAAAUCUGCCCUGAUUACUAUGACCCAAAAUUUAUGUUUGGAUGUUUGUUUGUGUCUUUUAAAAGAUCUAUUUUAAUUGCUGAAAUUAUGCACCUUUUCUCUCUGUAAACUGUUUUGUUCAUUUUCAUCCACCUCAGUCUCCUACUAGAUAGGUAAUUAACUGCUGUUAUCCAAGUGUUGUUUAUCUUUCCAGUUUUGUUUGUUUUGUUUUUACUUUUUACUUAUAUGUUAGUGGCAUUUUUAUUUCCUAUGUAUUAUUAAAGAUAAUCAUGCUGUAUGUGUUGGUUUGUUGUGAGGAUUCAAUGAAUUAAUAAA